Messenger RNA from Gamsiella multidivaricata, 2519 nucleotides. RefSeq lists its product as uncharacterized. The record is from RefSeq and is a predicted model, not a curated record. Lineage: Eukaryota; Fungi; Mortierellomycota; Mortierellomycetes; Mortierellales; Mortierellaceae. The transcript has 5 exons. The coding region runs from base 63 to 2468 and encodes 801 amino acids.
GCCCAAGUUAUUUGUUCCGUUCGUGUUCGGGCACUCCUUUUUUCUUCAUUCCCUUCCUCGCCAUGAACAACAACACUCAUUCAGCAGCAGCAACAACAACACCACCACCUCAAAUGGCAGAAACAGCCUCCUUUACAAACCAGGACUCGACAAGUUCCUAUGACGAACAAGCGACCGUCUGUGCAAUUGAGACCUUUGCGGAGCACUGGACCGAGGCACAGGCAUUCUCAGUCGCGACCCUGGCUGCCUGCGCCAUCACAGCACUCGAAAACUCACGUAUCGAUACCCUGCCAUGGAAGCAUACCUUCUUAAGAACGCUCUUCCGACAGCUCGGGAUCCAUUCUAGGGAAGAGCAGGAAAUGCUAUUACUCCUUCAGGAGAAUGGCUCAUAUCAGGAUUGCAAUCUCCAGGUCUUGGCUGAGCCGCUCCUGCCAAGAACGUACCACCGACACCAUCAGCAGCAAGGUUCCCGGGCCCAUUCCCAUGAGAGCUCCAGAGUCACCUCGCCGAUCUCGUCCCCACCGGCUUCGCCAUCGAGGACUCGGAGGAGCAUUCAAAAGCAGCGAACGUAUGGACCUAAUUCAGUUUCCUCAUCACCUGUUCAGGGACCGUUCCUGGGCCAGGACCCAUAUGUCUUGGAGCCGGAGCUGGAUAUCCGGACAGAGAUCAUCAAUGAUCUGCUGUACAUCGGUCUCGGAUUCGAGCCUUCGAGCAGGUCCCGGAAGAACGUACCGAUUCAGGAACUGAGCAACGAUCUAGCAGGACUCGACCUGGACGUACCACCAACGUACUCGGAACUGGACGACAGAUACACGAUCGCUGCGACGGAUUCAAAGCAAGGAUAUGGUUAUGAAACUAAUAAGAAUGACUCGGCCUUGUUGUCACCAGUGAGGCUGCGACCGCCAUCAUUACCGCCUCGACAGGACCAACAGGAGUACCAAGAACAGCAGUUUGGAAUGCCGCCUCAACUCCCGCCACGAAUGCUGAGUAGCGCUAGCGCUUCAACGUCCGUGUCAUCAUCGUCAUUGUCUUCUUCGUCAUCCUCGCAACGGAGCAAGAAGGGACGGGUUCAACCUCUGGAGUACGAUGCGCGUGCCAGGGCCGUGAUCUUUACGAUGUGCAACUACCUCUUGCUCUCGUACGAAUCGUUCCUGGUGAUCGAGAAACAAAUCGCGCAACAUCUUUAUUUCUACCAGCAGGAGCUGAUCGAGGCCGAAAGGGCGGAACUCGAGCGUGAGAGGCGACUCAAAGAGGAGCAACAGCGACUACAGCAAUAUCAACAACAGGGAAGUGGACCAGGCGCUAAAGUCGGCGCCUUCUUCAGCGGGCUCCGAAGCAACCGCAGCAACGGUCAUAGCAGCGUACCACUUAACCAGCACGGAGUCGCAAUGCAGACACAGGCCCAGUCGUCGAUGCAUGAACUCGAAAAGAAGAAAAAGACCUGGAAGUAUCUGGCGACUGGACUCUCCAUUGCUGCGGGUGCAACCGUCAUCGGAUUGACCGGUGGACUUGCAGCGCCGUUAGUGGCAGUCGGCGCAGGGGUGUUGCUCGGCUCUGGAGCAGCGGUUUUGGGAACGACAGCGGGCAUCGCGGUCAUGGCCUCGUUGUUCGGGCUGGCUGGAGGCGGUCUGGCCGGUUACAAGAUGCAUAGAAGGACUAAAGACCUGAAGACGCUAUCAUUCGUCCCUAUCGUCAAGGACCCAACCCUCCCACAGAUUCCUUCUCUUCAUCUGGCGAUUGUGAUCUCGGGUUAUUUGUUUGAAGAGUCCGAGGUGGUCGAAACCUGGCAAGGAACUGCAGAACAUGCUUUGGAAGGGAUCGAUGUCUUUCAUUUGACGUUUGAACCGGCCGAAUUGGUGACGUUGGGCAACGCAUUCAAGGUGUUUGUCGCGACAGAGGCGGUGCGGAUGGUAUCGACGCAGGUGAUUCAGCAGACCGUGUUCGCAGCCUUGGCGAGUGCACUGGUUUUGCCAUUCGGACUCAUGCGUGCAGGAGACUUGAUUGAUAACCCAUGGGCGGUUGCGAUGGAUCGUGCGCGCAAGUCUGGGUUUGUGCUUGCGGAUAUUCUGAUGGAGCGCGUUCAGGGCAACAGACCAACGACGUUGAUCGGGUACUCGACUGGCGCGGUCGUUAUCUGGGAAUGUCUGCUUGAAUUGGCGAAACGGAAGGAACAUGGUCUGAUCAACACUGUGGUGCUGCUGGGCGCACCGAUCAAGACGGACGAGACAGAAAAGUGGAAGGCAGCAUCGUCAGUGGUAGCCCACCGGUUCAUCAACGGGUACUCCAAGAAGGAUGUGGUACUGGGCUCCAUCUUCCGGUUGCAUGCGCUUGGUCUGGACGUGGCAGGACUACAGCCUGUUAAGGCAGUGCCGCACAUUGAGAACGUGGAUCUGUCGGACAUUGUCGGUGGCCACCUUGAGUACCAUGAGAACCUGAACAUGGUGAUCUCGCUCCUUGGUGUACUGUAGAUUAUAGACUGUAAGCGGAGGACUGAAUAAAUAGACAAAGAUCUACAAGAC